Chlorocebus sabaeus (green monkey) is the source of this 2776-nucleotide messenger RNA. It is a transcript of the gene MED21, whose product is annotated as mediator complex subunit 21. Gene Ontology annotation, cellular component: mediator complex. Gene Ontology annotation, molecular function: transcription coregulator activity. Lineage: Eukaryota; Metazoa; Chordata; Mammalia; Primates; Cercopithecidae. Gene Ontology annotation, biological process: regulation of transcription by RNA polymerase II. The record is from RefSeq and is a predicted model, not a curated record.
CACGUACCAGAGCUGCCCAGUCGCGGAAGAGCAGCUGUUUUGGCGUCUGUUUGCUGGAGGAGGAACAUGGCGGAUCGGCUCACGCAGCUUCAAGACGCUGUGAAUUCGCUUGCAGAUCAGUUUUGUAAUGCCAUUGGAGUAUUGCAGCAAUGUGGUCCUCCUGCCUCUUUCAGUAAUAUUCAGACAGCAAUUAACAAAGACCAGCCUGCUAACCCUACAGAAGAGUAUGCCCAGCUUUUUGCAGCACUGAUUGCCCGAACAGCAAAAGACAUUGAUGUUUUGAUAGAUUCCUUACCCAGUGAAGAAUCUACAGCUGCUUUACAGGCUGCUAGCUUAUAUAAGCUAGAAGAAGAAAACCAUGAAGCUGCUACAUGUCUGGAGGAUGUUGUUUAUCGAGGAGACAUGCUUCUGGAAAAGAUACAAAGCGCACUUGCUGAUAUUGCACAGUCACAACUGAAGACAAGAAGUGGUAGCCAUAGCCAGUCUCUUCCAGAUUCAUAGCACCAGUGGAUACUAUGUGGCUGAGAAAAGAACAAUUUGAGUGCCAUUAAUAAUUCUGCAUCAGACUUAGAUACAAGCCUUAUCAACAAUUACAGAAACAUUAAACACUAUGACACGUUACCUUUUUAACUAUUUUUAAUAGUCUUCUAUUUUCACUCUUGAUAAAUAAGCUUAUAAAAUCAUGACUGAACCAGCUUUAAACCAUCAUACUCAUUUUUUAACUGAGUGAAAUUAUUAUGGCAGGUAAUGCAUUAAUGAACAUAAUAUAAGGAAACAUAUGUAAAAUUCUAUUAUGACUUAAUUUAUGUCUUUAUUUUGUUGUAUUGGCCAGUACUUUUGCAAAUCAAAACAUCUCUCAAGCCAGAGGAGAAGACAGUAAGAACAGACAUAAGGAACAUUUUAGUUUAGGCUAGUGUCCUGCCUCUUAGAGGUGGCAUUGUGUAAAUCUGAGCUUUGAACAAGAAAGUUUUGGAAAUUGUAUUGCUCUUAAGAAAUAGAGUUAGUGUGGCUGGAUAAGAAAGUCACAUUUAUGCAAAUGUUUCCUCUUCCAGAACCUCAUACCUGUUCUAGUUCAUCUCCAUGUUUAUUUUACCAAGAAAUUUCUCUGUCAAGAGAAUUUCCUUGCUGUUGUGAAAAAAUUUUUCUACAGCCUGAACUAUUUUUCCUAUUUCUUUUCACCUUGCUUUUUUUCAUCCUUCUCCUUAAUUUGCUUGUCAUCACAAUGAAGUAUGUUUUUUGAAUCAAUUCUUUCUCAUUCUGUUCAUUUAUCUGAAGGUUCUGUCUUUUACCCUUAUUAACCUCUCAACUUUUAUUGCUGUAUUCUAGUCAGACCAGAACAUAACUUCCACAACAUCAGUUACUUGGCACCAUUUCACCUCAGUUUAUUAUUGCCAAAUAAUACUUUGUGUCAGCAUUUUCAACUAUGGUUACUCAUCCAUCCCUUGGAUGUCUUUGAGUCUACUGAUUAUCUCCACUGGAAAGGUGGAAUUGAAAUGUGGUCCACAUUUUAACUGGCCAUCUCCUGGGGCUGUAUUUUUCAGAAUAUCCUGAGCUAUAUUUGCUGCAAUCUGUUGCUAUUCAGAGUUUAAGUUUCAGGAGAAAACAAAAACAAUAGAACACUCUGCCUGUUAUUUUUGUGGUAAUCAAACUUGUCCACAGUUCUUGAAAAGUACUAUGUUUCAAAUUUCAGGAACACCAGCAUUAGCUGUAAAAGUGGCAGCAAUUUAUUGGCUAGUCAUAGACAUUUUUUGAACUUCUAACUGUGUAUUUUCAUUGAUGUUUAUUAAAAACACUUUGCUGUCACAGACAUUUGGCAUAAAUCUGUACUCUUCAUUAUAGUUUUGGGGGGAGAGAAGAUUUGAUCAGAAAACUUUUUCAAAGUACCUAAGUGUUAUAAAGGAGUCAAAAAGGUACAAAUAAAAAGAAAAGGUCAAGACAUUUUUCAAAUGAAGGAGAACUAACAGGAUUUAUCACUAGUAAACCUGCUGUAAAAGAAUUGUCAAGGGAAGUUUUUUUCUAAAAAAAAUUCUAAAAAAAAAGCUGCUAAAAAGAUUUCCCUUCUUUCUAGAAGGGAAAUUAUAGCAGAAGGAAACUUAGAAUGGCGGGAAUAAAGAAGGCACAAUGUAUAGGGUAAAUAUAACAGACUUCUCUUGAGGUUUUAAAAAUUACAUUUGUUAAUUGAAAGAAAAAAAUUAACAUUGUUUUAUGUGAUUCUCUGUAGAGCAUAUACAGUUUUGUUUUUUUAAGUUGAAGUCUCUGUCACCCAAGCUGAAGUGCAGUGCUGUGAUCAUGACUCACUGCAGCUUCAGCCUAGGUUCAGGUGAUUCACCCACUUCAGCCUCUUCAGUAACUGGGACUACAGGCGUGUACUACCACGUCCAGCUAAUUUUUUUCUUUCUUUCUUUCUUUUUUUUUUUUUAAGAGAUGGGGUCUCACUCUGUUGCCCAGGCUAAUGUCAAACUCCUGACCUCAAGAUAUUGAUACUAUACAGUAGACUGUAAGAAAUUAAGUAUUUGUAUCAUCCCUAGAGCAACACAGAUUUUUCGCUAAAAACCUACACAGAUUAUUUUCAAAAGCAUCAGUACAUUAAGGUGGAAUACUAAAAAAGAUUCAGGUAACCCAGGAACAAGAAACAGAAUAAAACAAUAGUAAACCUAAAUUUUAUUUUAUUUCAUUAAUACAGCAAUAAUUAAAUGUCAAUGAUCUAAGCUGAUUUAAAUCUAAAAACUGUAUAAGAAGCUGUGGCUUGUAAUUAAAGAUAGAAAUUUAUUCACUA